AUGGUCAAUUCAUCAGGACAAGUGUGGCAUUCCGAAUGUUUUGUAUGUGCACAAUGCUUUGAGCCAUUUCCAGACGGAAUCUACUUCGAAUUUGAAGGUAGAAAGUACUGUGAACACGAUUUCCACGUUUUGUAUGCUCCAUGCUGUGGAAAAUGCAACGAGUUCAUCGUUGGACGCGUUAUCAAAGCAAUGAACGCUAGCUGGCAUCCGCAAUGCUUCUGUUGUGAACUCUGCAAUCGACAGUUGGCGGACAUCGGAUUUCUUCGUAACGCAGGCCGCGCAUUGUGCCGCGAAUGCAAUGAGCGCGAGAAAGCAGCUGGUACUGGCCGUUACGUGUGCCACAAGUGUCAUGCCAUGAUCGACGAAGGUCAACAUAUAAAAUUCCGUGGCGACUCGUUCCAUCCGUAUCAUUUUCGGUGCAAACGUUGCAGUUGCGAAUUGACAACUGCAUCAAGAGAGGUUAAUGGAGAGUUAUACUGUUUGAGAUGCCAUGACACGAUGGGAAUUCCAAUUUGUGGAGCUUGCCACAGACCGAUCGAGGAACGCGUCGUUGCCGCUCUCGGAAAACAUUGGCAUGUUGAACACUUUGUGUGCUCAGUCUGCGAAAAGCCUUUCUUGGGUCAUCGUCAUUAUGAAAGAAAAGGAUUGCCCUAUUGUGAGCAGCACUUCCACAAGCUGUUCGGUAAUAUUUGCUUCAAGUGUGGUGACCCUUGUUGCGGAGAAGUUUUCCAGGCUCUUCAAAAAACUUGGUGCGUCAAAUGCUUCUCGUGCAGCUUCUGCGAUAAGAAACUAGAUCAAAAAACGAAAUUCUAUGAAUUUGAUAUGAAACCAACGUGCAAACGAUGCUAUGACCGAUUCCCAACGGAAUUGAAGAAGAGAAUUUCGGAAAGCUUGAAAGACAGAGACCUUGAGAAUCAGAGAAGAUCGAUGAGCCCUGGACCAAAGUAA
This is a messenger RNA of Caenorhabditis bovis, 948 nucleotides long. NCBI's taxonomy places the organism in Eukaryota, Metazoa, Nematoda, Chromadorea, Rhabditida, Rhabditidae. The record is from the annotation of a GenBank genome assembly.